Messenger RNA from Hyaena hyaena (striped hyena), 2145 nucleotides. RefSeq names its product PR/SET domain 13 (gene PRDM13). Gene Ontology annotation, molecular function: protein binding. Gene Ontology annotation, cellular component: nucleus. The transcript is spliced from 4 exons. NCBI's taxonomy places the organism in Eukaryota, Metazoa, Chordata, Mammalia, Carnivora, Hyaenidae. The record is from RefSeq and is a predicted model, not a curated record. The coding region runs from base 1 to 2145 and encodes 714 amino acids.
AUGCACGGGGCAGCCCGCGCUCCGGCCACCAGCGUGAGCGCCGACUGCUGCAUCCCGGCCGGCCUGCGCCUGGGGCCGGUGCCCGGAACCUUCAAGCUGGGCAAGUACCUGUCAGACCGCAGGGAACCCGGGCCCAAGAAAAAGGUGCGCAUGGUGAGAGGGGAGCUGGUGGACGAGUCGGGGGGCUCCCCUCUGGAAUGGAUAGGGUUAAUCCGGGCAGCCAGGAACCCCCAGGAACAGACUCUCGAAGCUAUUGCAGACUUACCAGGAGGACAGAUCUUCUACCGAGCGCUUCGAGACGUCCAGCCAGGGGAGGAGCUGACCGUGUGGUAUUCCAACUCCUUGGCUCAGUGGUUCGACAUCCCCACAAUUGCAACUCCUACGCACGACGAGAAAGGGGAGGAGCGCUACAUUUGCUGGUACUGCUGGAGGACGUUUAGAUACCCCAACAGCCUUAAAGCCCACCUACGUUUCCACUGCGUGCUCAGCAGCGGCGGGGGCCGAGCCUACCUGCACCACGAGCACGCGGCUCGCCAAGGCGCUGCCCAGGCCGCGGAUGGCCUUCCCUUCUCUCCGAAACCCCCAGCGCCCGACUUUGCCGCGGCCGCCCGGGCUGGCAGUCUGCGGCCCCACCCGCAGGGCCCGCCGCCUCUCCAGGCCUGCGGAGCGCGGGAGAGUAUCAAGCGCGAAGCCGCCUCUGCGCCCUCGGCCACGUCGCCACCCCUGGCAAAGUGGGGGCAGUCCAAGAAGGGCAAGGAGCAGCCGGACCGCGCCCUAGACAUGAGCGGGGCCGCUCGGGGACACGGCCACUUCCUCGGCAUCGUAGGCGGCUCCCCAGCGGGGGGCGGCGGCCUGGCCUUCUACCCCGGAGUGCGCUCGGCUUUCAAGCCAACCGGCUUGGCCAGGGCGGCCGCGGCCGUGCAUGGCGACCCCUACCGGGAGGAGGGCGGCGGCAAACCCGGCUCCGGCUUGGCCUUAGGCAGGUUCCUGGGCGCGGGCCGGGCGGGCGGGCGCCCGGGAAGCGGGGAGAACCCCGCGGCGGGCGGCGCCGGCCACCACCAUCACCACCACGCGCACCACCACCAUCACCACUCCAAGUGCCUGCUCGCCGGGGACCCCCCUCCGCCGCCGCCGCCGCCCGGCCUAACCUGCUCGGGGGGCCUGCGCGGCUUCCCUCUGCUCCCCGGUCCCCCGGAAGAGGCGUCAGCCUUCAAGCACGUGGAACGCGCCCAGCCAGCGGCGCCUGCGCUGCCGGGAGCGCGUUUCGCCCAGUUGCCCUCAGCGGCCGGGCUGCCCGUCGAGCGCUGCGCGCUGCCGGCCCUCGACGCGGGCGGGCUCAAAGCCUACCAGGGUGGCGAGUGCAGCCACCUGCCUGCCGUCAUGCCGGCCUUUACCGUUUACAACGGGGAGCUACUCUACGGCUCCCCGGCCGCCGCCGCGUAUUACCCGCUCAAACUGCACUUCGGCGGGCUGCUCAAGUAUCCGGAGUCCAUCUCCUACUUCAGCGGGCCUGCGGCGGCGGCGGCCGCAGCUGCCGCUCUAAGCCCUGCGGAGCUUGGCUCCCUGGCUAGCAUCGACCGAGAGAUCGCCAUGCACACGCAGCAGCUGUCCGAGAUGGCAGCCGGGAAGAGCCGAGGCCGCCUGGACGCGGGGACGCUGCCGCCGGCCGUCGUGGCGGCGGGAGGCGCUGGGGGUGGCGGCAGCGUAGGCGGCGGCGCCGGCAAGUCCAAGACCGGCCACCUGUGUCUCUACUGCGGCAAGCUGUACUCGCGCAAGUACGGGCUCAAGAUUCACAUGCGGACGCACACCGGCUACAAGCCGCUGAAGUGCAAAGUGUGCCUGCGGCCCUUCGGCGACCCCAGCAAUCUGAACAAGCACAUCCGGCUGCACGCCGAGGGCAACACGCCCUACCGCUGCGAGUUCUGCGGCAAGGUGCUGGUGCGCCGCCGGGACCUGGAGCGCCACGUCAAGUCCCGCCACCCCGGCCAGCACCUGCUGGCCAAGGCGGGCGCCGGCCCGGGCGCGGGGCCUGAGUACCCCGCGGAGCCUGGGGAGCCCAAGAGCGACAACGACAGCGACGUGGACGUCUGCUUCACGGACGACCAGAGCGACCCCGAGGCUGGAGGUGGCGAGCGCGACUCUUAA